This is a messenger RNA of Aspergillus tanneri, 1026 nucleotides long. RefSeq lists its product as uncharacterized. Bases 1 to 1026 code for a protein of 341 amino acids. Gene Ontology annotation, molecular function: SNAP receptor activity. The record is from RefSeq and is a predicted model, not a curated record. Gene Ontology annotation, cellular component: endoplasmic reticulum; SNARE complex. The transcript has 2 exons. Lineage: Eukaryota; Fungi; Ascomycota; Eurotiomycetes; Eurotiales; Aspergillaceae. Gene Ontology annotation, biological process: retrograde vesicle-mediated transport, Golgi to endoplasmic reticulum.
AUGACGAUAACAACGUAUCCCUCGUUAUCUCCAAGUAGCGACUCCGACCUCGCUGUCCUCAGUCUCUCCCGUCUCUUCGCCCGUCUGGAACAUAAUCUCAUCUCGUCGGCCGCGGACCUUUCUUCGCUCCGUCAGUCAGAAUAUCAGCGACUGAGGGUUGGUGCGAAUCUUGAAUACGCCCGCACCCACCUCCAAUCUCUUGAGCGCAGCAUCCCACACCUCAAACCGCUGGAUCGACGCCACGACCUCCAGACCGAACUAUCGCGGAACCGACAGACGCUGAAACGUCUACAGAAUAUUCUGGAGGAGAUCAAUGCCGAGGCGGACGUGCGGGCCACUGUUCACCCUCUACAGCAAGAGACGGACGACUACGAUGACGUUGAGUCUUUAUCCCUCGAUGGGGAGGGUCUCCUCGGUACGCCUGCGGAGAGUAGCACGGGAGAGGAGCGACGGGAAGAAGGAAGAGAAGAAGAGGAUGUGGAGGAGGGGAGAGCUGGACUAAAUGUGUCAUCGAUAGCACCCAUGUUGACUAAUACAUCUCCGCCCUCAACAACAGGUCCCGAAUCGACAGCACCUUCGCCCCCAGCUACGUUACGGAACCGUCAUACCGGCACGGACCGCGAAUCAACUGCGACAGCAACAGCAACAGCAAUAGCAACCGGAUCGGAGCAUAUGUCUUCCCCGAGUGGCUCCAAAGUUCGAGAAACCGAGCAGACGUUGUCGACACAUCGCGCUGAGCAAGAAGAUCUGACCAGCUCGCUGUUGUCACUGGCUAGCCAGCUGAAAUCCUCCUCGCAGGCGUUUCAAGCGUCUCUGGAGUCGGAGAAGUCAGUUUUGGCGCGGGCGGUGGACGGACUGGAUCGCACCACGGCCAAUAUGGAGGCGGCGGAACGGAGGAUGGGCAUGCUACGGCGUAUGACGGAGGGGAAAGGAUGGUGGGGGCGGAUGAUACUGUUUACAUGGAUUCUAGGCUUGUGGCUUGUAGCGGUGCUCAUUGUGUUCCUGGGACCCAAGCUGAGAUUCUAG